Molecule: messenger RNA, 1998 nt
Organism: Acanthosepion pharaonis
Lineage: Eukaryota; Metazoa; Mollusca; Cephalopoda; Sepiida; Sepiidae
Source: the annotation of a GenBank genome assembly
AUGAAGCAAAAACAGAUGUUCGGGAAUAAGAACCACACGGAAGGCUUGGUUGGCUGUGGUCAUAUCUUGAACCCUUUUCAGUUGGUGUGUAAUUCACCAGCUCCUGAACUGUCCAAACCUGGAAAGAAAUCAUGGUCUGAGCUGCGCAAGGCGGUCAGAGACACUCGCAAAAUCAUCACCAGUCUUGCUAGCAGUGUCCCGUCUCAAUUUGUCUUUCGUAAAAUCCACACAGAAUCUGGUCCCCUGACUCGUUUGUAUUUUCUUGGUGUUCCUGCUAAGAGUCGGGAGAACACAUUUCUAUAUGUGGAUGUUCCUAAUGAAUUUACAGACUCAACACCUUAUUUGACUUGGAAGCAAUUGCUGCAUUCAUUCCAAAUGAUGCCCUUAUCUGGCCACAUGUCCAAACAAGAACAACUGUUACGAGAGCGCAAACGACUUGGAGUAUUUGGAAUUACCUAUUUUGACUUUGUGGAGAAAGAAGGAAAAUUUGUUUUUCCAGCUCACAAUAGUAUGUAUGUGUGUACAGAUAAUGUUACAAGUGAUGAAGCCCUGUUUCGUGAAGUUGGUGGUACUACUUCUUGUUACCAAACCUGCCUUAAUCCAACAUUCUGUCCUACCAACUCUGAACUAGUGGCAUUUGUGCAUGAUAGUGACUUGUCUGUUACCCAUCUGAAGAAUGGCUGUCAAAGGAGACUGACUCAUGUUCAUAAAGGUACAGGUAAUUUAAGUGAUGAUCCCAUUAGUGCUGGAGAGCCUUCAUUUGUGAUUCAAGAGGAAUUUGAUCGUUUCACUGGCUAUUGGUGGUGUCCCAGACAUGAAACCAACCCUCUUACUGGUGACAAAACUUACAGCAUUUUAUAUGAAGAAGUAGAUGAAAGUUGUGUGGAAAUUUUACACACAUUUGCUCCAACCACAGAUAGUAAACAAAUGGACAUGUAUCGCUAUCCCAGGGCAGGUACUGAUAAUGCUGAGAGUACAUUAAAAAUAGUAGAAUUUGCAGUAAACAGUGAAGGCCAGAUUUCUGAUGAUGCUAAAAUAAAAAAUUUGCCAACAUCUCUGAAAACAUUCUUUCCUUGGAUGGAAUACUUGGUACGAGCAGACUGGACACCAAAUGGGGACUAUGUGUAUGCUCAGCUUCUCUCUCGAACACAAGAUCGACUGGCGUUAGUUCUCAUUAAAAAAGAAUGCUUUCAAUGUCCAGAUGAUGGCCAUGAAUUGUCAUAUCUCAUGUCCAAUAUUCAUGUAUUGGUUGAUGAUCGAUCUGAUGUCUGGGUCAAUGUUCAUAACUUGUUACACUUUUUUCCUCAAGAUAAAGCAAGUGAAAUGACGUUUCUUUGGUCAAGUGAACGUACAGGUUUCCGUCACCUUUAUUUGAUACGAUCCAGUCUUGAGCAUGUUGAUGAUGCCAAUGAUAUGGACUUAGACAGCUACACAUUUGAUGAAUAUUUCAAACCAAAUAUUUUAUUUGAAGUAGCACUAACGUCUGGUGAUUGGGAAGUCUUACCAAAAGAGUUUUUUGUUGAUGAAGAGAGGGGUCUUGUGUACUUUAUUGGUCUGAAGGAUAGAGUUCUAGAGUCUCAUCUGUAUGUUGUGUCCUAUCUUGUACAUGGAGAACCAGUAAGACUUACUGAACUAGGAUAUUCUCAUGCAGUGUCUUUCAAUGCAGAUUGUUCCAUGUUUGUAACUGUUUACAGCAGUUUGGAAACAACACCAAGUUUUUUUUUUUUUUCUUUUUCUUUUUAUUUUUUUUCUUUUCUUUUUCUUUCUUCUUUUUUUUUUUCUUUUCUUUCUUUUUUAAUUUCUUCUUUUUUUCUUUUUUCUUUUUUUUUCUUUUUUUCUUCUUUUUUUUUUUUUUUUUUUCUUUUUCUUUCUUCUUUUUUCUUUUUUCUUUCUUCUUUUGAAACCUUUCUUUUUCUUUCUUUUUUUUUUUCUUCUUUUAAAAUUCUUUUCUUUCUUCUUUGUUUUUUUUUUCAGAAAUCUUUUCUUUCUUCUUUUUAA